Megalobrama amblycephala (Wuchang bream) is the source of this 2950-nucleotide messenger RNA. Its product is annotated as isocitrate dehydrogenase [NAD] subunit gamma, mitochondrial-like. The record is from RefSeq and is a predicted model, not a curated record. NCBI's taxonomy places the organism in Eukaryota, Metazoa, Chordata, Actinopteri, Cypriniformes, Xenocyprididae. Gene Ontology annotation, biological process: tricarboxylic acid cycle; isocitrate metabolic process. The transcript has 13 exons. Gene Ontology annotation, molecular function: NAD binding; oxidoreductase activity, acting on the CH-OH group of donors, NAD or NADP as acceptor; magnesium ion binding. Bases 1043 to 2158 code for a protein of 371 amino acids. Gene Ontology annotation, cellular component: mitochondrion.
AACAUCUUUAUAUUAUAAUAUUACUCUUAAUAUUUUCUCACAUGGUACAAAUGGGUCUUUAUAGGUAGGCUAUAUGAAAAUAUAGCUUUGUCUCAUUAUAUUUGGGAGUCCUUGGCAUCAAAAGGUUUGGAAAUCCCUGAUUUAGGGAUUGCCACAGGUUUUGGUUGCCACAUUGAACAAAAGAAAAUAGAUUAUUAGGGGUACAGGGUUUCAAAUAUGUCUGCUCUCUUAUCUAAAUGCAUUAUUCUGUGUAGUAAAAGGUCAUUAUAUGCUUAAAAACUGUUCUCUUUUUAAAAAUUACAAAAUUGCUUAAAGAUUUUCAUAUAAGUAAUGUUUUAUUUUGAAUGAAAAUCAUCACCAUACUUCUAGGCCUACUUUCCAAAUAGUUUGGGAAAGAAAAUCUAACAACCGGUUCUUGUCUGCUGCUACAUGAUUCAUGAGUCCAAAGCACAUUAAAACGAUUCAAUUCAAAUGUGUGUUUAUGGUUGUCCAUAUGAUUCAAUCACGUAAAUUCGCAUCCUUCUGGUAGUUGUAGUCCUAACAACGUGUUAGCAAAUUUACUUAAAAUUAAAUAAAAUAAUAACGUUUGAGCUAUAAAUGUAUGUAAUUUUUGUUGUAGCACAAAACCUGAACGUGUUUUCAAGUAAUGUUAAUCACAGACCUUAAUGGAUCGAAAAACGUUUAAAAAACAAAAAACAUGGCGAGCGAAUGUGUUGGCCUACAAAUUGACGUCAUGACUGAAAAGCACAACAAGAUGGAUACACAUAAUGGCUAUAUCCUAAUUUAUGUUUUUAUUAAAUUAUUUGUUUUCCUAUUUGUUGUGAGUUGUAUAUGUUUGUACGAAUUUUGUACAUACUGGUAUUUAAAAAAAUAAAUAAAAAGAUACACAUAAUGGACGCUAGAGCGCGCCAAAGGCAAAGUGUGUUUGGUUAUAAAAGUUAUAAUGAUUGUGGAACAGCACCGCUGGCUCAAACACAGCACGCGGCGGCAUUUAUUUCGGUUUGUUUGCUGAUGUCAGAGUGCAGGCUGAGCUUAAUCCAAAAUGUCCAUAGCAGCCAGACCAGCACUCUUCCUCUCCUCAGCGCGUCUGCAGCCAUGGACCGGACUAAAGUUCACGGCAAGAAACCUAAAAAGCCCUGCAGUGUGCUGCCAGAGGGAGAAGUCCUCAUAUACUACUAUUCCCCCACCUGCUAAAUAUGGAGGCAGACACACUGUGACUUUGAUCCCUGGUGAUGGCAUUGGACCAGAACUGCUAAACCACGUCAGAGAGCUUUUCAGAUUCUGCUGUGUGCCUGUGGACUUUGAGGUUGUCAAGGUGGAUUCGGCUGCUUCCUCUGAGGAUGACAUCAAUAACGCUGUUACUGCAAUCAAACGUAAUGGAGUAGCACUUAAGGGUAACUUGGAAACUAAUCACAGCCUUCCUCCAUCUCAUAAAUCCAGGAACAAUUUGCUUCGUACAUCUUUGGACUUGUAUGCUAAUGUGAUGCACUGUCAGUCUCUUCCUGGAGUCCCGAGCCACCACAAAGACAUUGAUGUUAUCAUCAUUAGGGAGAACACUGAAGGAGAAUACAGCAGCUUGGAGCAUGAGAAUGUUCCCGGGGUGGUGGAGAGUCUAAAGAUCAUAACACGUGUGAAUUCAUUGCGGAUCGCUGAGUAUGCCUUUAACUUGGCCAGGGAGAAAGGCCGCCGCAAGGUCACGGCAGUACACAAAGCUAACAUCAUGAAGCUUGGUGAUGGCCUUUUCCUGCAGUGCUGUAAAGAGGUGGCAGCUGGAUAUCCUGAUAUCACAUUUGAUGACAUGAUUGUGGAUAAUACCACGAUGCAGAUGGUCUCUAAGCCCCAGCAGUUUGAUGUGAUGGUGAUGCCAAAUCUCUAUGGAAACGUGGUGAGCAAUGUGUGUGCUGGACUUGUUGGAGGUCCAGGUCUAGUACCAGGAGUCAACUACGGCAAGGACUAUGCUGUUUUUGAGACCGCCACUAGAAACACUGGAAAAAGCAUUGCUAACAAGAAUAUUGCAAACCCCACAGCCACACUGCUGGCCAGCUGCGUGAUGCUGGAUCACUUAAAGUGCGUGUGUAUGAAUAUUCAUAUUAUUUUCUUCCAGGCUUCAUGCAUACGCCAGGAUGAUUCGAAAGGCAGUUCUGAAAACUUUGUCUGAAACCCGGUUGCAGACUGCUGAUUUGGGAGGUCGGUGCACUACAUCUGAAGUGGUCCAAUCCAUUAUGCAGGAGAUCCAGAGAGGAGGACCACGCACAUCAGAGCAGAUCUGAACUUCAUUUCAGCAGCUUCUAGAGACCACAGGAACAAUCCAAAUACAUGCCUAAUUCUUCUGUGAGAAACAUUGUGAACUCUUCAAUGAAAAGAUACUGAGACUGUGAAUAUGUAGGUUGAAGUGUGUGUUAAAAUUCAUCCUUGUUUCUUUUGUAAUUUUUGAAUCUGUGUAUUUAACUGUAUAAAUGUUGCGGAUGUUGUUUAUCUGUUAUGAUCAGGUUAAGUUAAAGCCUUUAUCUGAACUGGUAUGGACAGGUUCUGUAUGAAUUUUUUCAUGGAUAUGUAUUGCCUGUUUAUGAUGCACCAAGCACUUUCAUUAAUACAUUUCUAACUAUUACCUCAUCAAACUUUUGUUCAUGCCUCCAAAGACUUAAUUUCAUGAAGUUCAGUGAAGUAAAAAUUAUAUGACUUGGUUUGAACUUUUUUCCAAUAGGUGGCACUAAAACGCUGCACUUCAGCGUCAUUAAAUUUGGAUGCUUUUUGACAUUAAUUUGUGAAUGUUCUAAAACGUUUUGACAUUGCAAGUUAUAUAUGUUUCCAUUUUCAGCACUAAAAACAAUGUUUAUUUUCAAUGCAAGUGUGCAGUAAUUGGUGACAAAAAUGAUGUAUUUGAACAUAAGCUUGCCAUUUAAAUGUUUUCAACUUUGCUGGUCAUUAAUUAAAUAUUUUGCAUCAUGAA